This is a messenger RNA of Pyricularia oryzae 70-15, 1965 nucleotides long. RefSeq names its product 14-3-3 family protein. Bases 230 to 1066 code for a protein of 278 amino acids. NCBI's taxonomy places the organism in Eukaryota, Fungi, Ascomycota, Sordariomycetes, Magnaporthales, Pyriculariaceae. The record is from RefSeq and is a predicted model, not a curated record. Gene Ontology annotation, biological process: signal transduction. Gene Ontology annotation, cellular component: cytoplasm. The transcript is spliced from 5 exons.
CACUUUCGAAUUCGGCCGCCUUCCGCCUGCUGCUGCCUUCCCUCAACAACAUCAUCCCUCUUUCCCCCCCAUUUCCAUCGACCGCAAAUUUGAUCUUGUCUUCCGCCAACGUCGUCUUCUUCCACUUCCCAACCUUUCGAUACCCUCUUUACCCGCGUUGACUUCGCCCACUCCCGAUUCCGACUUUUCUUCGAGCAAUUCAAUCCGAAAAAAUUUCACAAAUUUCACAAUGGCCACCGAGCGCGAAAGCAAGACCUUCCUCGCCAGGCUCUGCGAGCAGGCCGAGCGCUACGAUGAGAUGGUUACGUACAUGAAGGAGGUUGCCAAGCUUGGUGGUGAGCUUACCGUCGACGAGCGCAACCUGCUCUCGGUUGCCUACAAGAACGUCGUCGGCACCCGCCGCGCCAGCUGGCGCAUCAUCUCCUCGAUCGAGCAGAAGGAGGAGUCCAAGGGCUCAGACAAGCACGUGUCCACCAUCCGUGACUACCGCAACAAGAUCGAGGCCGAGCUCGAGAAGGUCUGCCAGGAUGUCCUCGAUGUCCUUGACGAGUCGCUCAUUCCCAACGCCGCCUCGGGCGAGUCCAAGGUUUUCUACCACAAGAUGAAGGGUGACUACCACCGUUACCUCGCCGAGUUUGCCUCGGGUGAGAAGCGCAAGACCGCUGCCACCGCUGCCCACGAGGCCUACAAGAGCGCUACCGAUGUUGCCCAGACCGAGCUUACCCCCACUCACCCCAUCCGUCUGGGUCUGGCCCUUAACUUCUCCGUCUUCUACUAUGAGAUCCUGAACUCGCCCGACCGUGCUUGCCACCUGGCCAAGCAGGCAUUUGACGAUGCCAUUGCCGAGCUCGACUCUCUGUCUGAGGAGUCAUACCGCGACAGCACCCUUAUCAUGCAGCUGCUCCGCGACAACCUGACCCUGUGGACCUCGUCUGAGACGGGUGAGGGUGAGACCGCCGCCGCCGGUGCUACCGAUGCCCCCAAGGAGGAGGCCAAGACGGAUGCGCCCGCUGCUGAGAAGACUGAGGCCAAGGCUGACGAGCCCGCCGCCGCCCCCGCUUCGUAAGCGCACGGACCGUGAACCCAACCUCGACGCGUCCCUUACUGGGACGAAACAGAUAAUCAGAUUCCCUUUCCCCUCUACUAUCCUGGCGUCAAGCCUUCUGCUGCCAAGCACGAGAUAUUAUACCGACGUCUCCGUCAGCAGCAUGUUAGGUGUUGAGCUUUCGGUAACUCGCGCUGUGGAAAUGUUUGGUUUUGCUUGAGGCUUAUACUGAAAUGCGGCAUUGGUCUUUGGUGGGCAGGGAGUUGGGCUUUGGCGGGAUCGGAAAUGCAGGGCAGGACAGAUCAUGUCGUCUUUUGUUUUCAUUUUUCGCUCUUCAUUUUUCUGGUCAAAUACACACGGAGCUGAACCGAGACACCAUUCUAUUUUUCAGUUCCCGUCUUCCACCAUGCCCCCUGUCAACUGCUUGAGGUUUUUCUUUUACGCCGAUGGGCAGAUGGAGAUGAUGUACAAGUUGCGCAAGCCUCUUGUCUGGUCUUGUCCAUAAACGGGGAAAAUCCAUGACAAUUUCUGAUUUCUGUGUUUUGAUUUGAUUUCUAAAUCAGGUCAAGUCUCAUAACUCUUUGCGUUGAUUUCUUUGAGCUGGGAAAGAGAAUCAUAAGGGCCAAGAGGUUUAAGGCGAGAGGUUUUUCCUACCAAUUCCCCCUCCAAGUAAUUUGCGUCUUUAUUUUUUUUCUUUGUCUUUUUUUCUUUUUUUCUCUUUUUCCUCACUCUUGGUUUUAUUCUUCUCUCUUCUAAAUCGUGUCUUCACUAGUCUAAGUUGUACUCCGGGAUCGACGCGGAUAUUGUGCGUCGAUCGAAAAAGAUGGAGUAUGACAUGCAACUGAGAAUUUGAAAUAAAAUAAACAAAAAAGAUGGCGCUGAGGCAAGGUCGUCAUGACUGCCAAAGAGCUGCUCGUUUU